CUUUAAACACAGCCUGAAAGUCUUGAGUAUCUCGCAAAAUGAAAUAUUUUCUAGUCCUCUUCCUUUUCGGGAUCCUCUGCCAAAAUAUCCUCGCCAGAGGACUUGACAAUGCAGUCUUAGGUGACUUUGAACGGAGACUUGUGAGAUUGGAAACUCGGCAAUUCUCCGAAAGCGAAAACCUUGAGCACAGGAUGCUUAAAUUAGAAACACAUCUGGGAACACAGCAAGGAGAAGAAACACUGGAAAGAAGCCCAUUGGAAAAAAAUUUCUAUGCAAUUUCCAAUGUAGAGAAGCCAGUCGAGGGUAUUUCAUUCCUUCAAAGACUGGAGAAAUUAGAGAAGAACUGGGAGAAGGAGCUAGAGAAGCACCUCGCGGAAUUCUCCUCGAAAUAUGAGAAUCUAGCUGAAAGGUUCUCAGCUAUUGAGAAACAUGUAGAGGAGCAGAAAAUUGCUGCUCUUUAUCCGAUUGUGGAAAGGAUAAGCACACCUCCUAAUGACCCUGAAAGUGACCAAUCUGAAAGUGACCAACCUGAAAGUGAAAACUCUGGAGUGAAUACAUACCUGAAAAAUGGUAAAAAGUACUACUAUGUUAUAAAUGAUGAAAAACAAACCUGGUCUGACGCUGUGACGAAAUGUCGAAAUAUGAACGCACACUUGCUAAGUCUCCAAGACGAAGAGGAAUGGAGCGCUUUGAAAGAAGCCCUGAAUUCGGAGAACAGCUAUUGGACUGACGUCAACGACAUUAUGGAAGAGGACAAAUUCAUAUCCAGGACCUCCGGCAAAAUAGCUCCUUUCCUUAUGUGGGAUGAUGACGAACCGAAUUCCCUUCCUGGUGCGGAAGACUGCGUGGAGUUGAGGGCUAACCGUGAUUACAAAAUGAACGACGUGAAUUGCGGUGAACUGAAACAUUACAUUUGUCAACCCAAUGACGAAGAUUAAAGCCACUCGUACAUAAAUAAUUAUUAUUAUAUUAUUAUACAAAUUAUGUAAACAUUUUCUAGAAAUACAUAUUUGCUUAUACAUAUUUUGAGAAAAUAAAUUCUUGAAUAAACAUUUCGUAUAAAUGUA
Molecule: messenger RNA, 1067 nt
Organism: Drosophila kikkawai
Lineage: Eukaryota; Metazoa; Arthropoda; Insecta; Diptera; Drosophilidae
Product: accessory gland protein Acp29AB-like
Molecular function (GO): signaling receptor activity
Source: RefSeq, a predicted model, not a curated record